AUGCCGGCCGGAGAGCUGCGGCUGGUGUAUCUCGCCCCGCAUCAGGUAGACAAUGUCUUCAGAAGAGUUGGCCCUUCAGGCUGCCUCUGGUGGUGGGGUAGCCCUGCUUCGCAAUCGGUGUCUGCGAGCAGUGGAGAGGGUGAAGGGAAGAGGUCGAAAUGGAUCUAUACGAAGGACGGCCUGGUUUCUGCUAAGGAAGGCUCUUCCGGCAGCAGUUUGCUUGAGUGGUCUUCUGAUGGAGAUGAAGGUGAAGGUGAACAGAGCCAAGCCGCAAAAGGUAUAGCAGAGGCCGAAGUUCAUGCUGUAUCUUCGGACGAGGAGGAGGAGGAGGAGGGGGAAAAAGAGGUUGGUGAGGUUGAGGAGGAGGAGGAGGAGGAUGCCGAGGUUGGGACGAGGUCAGAGACGUCCGCUGGGGGUAAGGUUCAAUGUGUUCCUACUCUCUACUUCGAGCGCUCCAAGGUGACUUCGUGA
This is a messenger RNA of Setaria italica (foxtail millet), 471 nucleotides long. RefSeq names its product histone H3.v1-like. The coding region runs from base 1 to 471 and encodes 156 amino acids. Lineage: Eukaryota; Viridiplantae; Streptophyta; Magnoliopsida; Poales; Poaceae. The transcript is spliced from 2 exons. The record is from RefSeq and is a predicted model, not a curated record.